AUGAAAGGAAUGAAUCUGUUCUGCACUUCCACAGCAGUAACCUCUAGCACAGAUCACCAUUCCAAGGCACGUAGAAGCACCAAAAGGAUUCGAAGGAAAAGCCAACUUGGCGUCCCUUGUUCAUUCAGAUUGCCUAUUAAUCCUAAGCCUCAUAGCGAGAAGCACAGAAAGAGCUCAGCAGAUAAGCAAAACGGUGACGCACGCAGAAAAAGCUCCGUUCAACUUAACAACCUAUAUAAUAGUUCAUCAUCCUCUAGAUAUCUCCUCAGUGACACACCCUUCAUUGAUUGGGUGUCUGAAUCUGAUAAAAUCCCCUCACACAAGCCCACCCUGCAAAAUCAGGUUGUGGUUUUGAGGGUGUCAUUGCACUGCAAGGCCUGUGAAGGAAAAGUUAGAAAACACAUUUCAAAAAUGGAAGGAGUAACAUCAUUCAAUAUAGACAUGGAGGCAAAGAAAGUAACGAUAAUUGGACACGUGACACCAUUAGGGGUUUUGGCAAGUGUGUCCAAGGUUAAGAAGAAUGCGCAGCUAUGGCCAUCUCCAACUUCAUCAUCCUCAUCAUCUUUGCCAUCAUUGCCGAUGUACGGCUCUAUGGUCAACGCGAGUUAAAUAAAAACUAACACGUAACUUUGUUGUUUGGUAUGUAUUAUGUAACAGUUUUUAUUGAUUAAUUACAAAGUUUGAUGACCUGUCAAGCUUAUAAUGUUUGUGGAGUAAGAUGUGUGAAAGGAAUGCAGCUUUUUGUUGUUGUUUAGUGUUUUGUGAUUGCUGAAGUUGAAUGGUUUUUCAGUCCAAUGUUUUUCUCUGUCUAACUAGCCCUCACCAAGAACUAUAAUUGUAAGUGAUCGUAUGAUUAUUGCAGUUAAAUCAAAAGGUUCAUGAGUAUCAA
Messenger RNA from Cajanus cajan (pigeon pea), 889 nucleotides. RefSeq lists its product as uncharacterized. Gene Ontology annotation, molecular function: metal ion binding. The record is from RefSeq and is a predicted model, not a curated record. NCBI's taxonomy places the organism in Eukaryota, Viridiplantae, Streptophyta, Magnoliopsida, Fabales, Fabaceae.